AUGUCAAACAAACCUGUCGAUCCCCAGGUCAACGGCGAGUUGUUUCCGCCAUUCGAUAUCUCGGUAGCGAACUCGACACCCACGCAAACCCGAAUACCAGCCAUCUGGGCCGGCGGCUUAAUCAAGAGGAUAGGCGUUCCGCGAGCCAAUGAAGCAGUAUCGACCGAGGUGCCUGAUGGAGACAGGGACUACACGAGACGGUUCAAGGACUACACCGUCCUGCAGCAGCAUGUGCUGUUCUGGGACCGUGACAUGGACGGCCAGAUCUACCCGUGGGACACGUACAAUGGUUUCCGCGAGCUGGGCUUCAACAUAGUCUUCUCGCUGGUCAUGAUGUUUAUCAUCCACACGGGCUUUUCGUACCCCACGCGCCUUGCCUACUCGUGGGUGCCGGACCCGCUGUUCAGGGUAUACGUUGGCUCGAUACACAAGGCAAAGCACGGGUCGGACAGCGAGACGUACGACAGCGAGGGCCGCUUUCGGCCGCAACAGUUCGAAGACAUGUUUGCAAAGUACGACAAGAAGGGCGACGGCACGCUGACCCUGACGGAGCUGUUCCAGCUGAUGCACGGCAACCGCAACGCCGCGGAUCCCUUCGGAUGGGGUGCCGCAGUGACCGAGUUUGGCUCGCUUUGGCUGUUGAUACAGAAGGAUGGCAGGUGCUACAAGCAAGACGUCAGAGGGGUAUACGAUGGAUCGAUCUUCUGGCGCAUCCGGGAAGAGCGGGCCAAGGGCAACGGGUGGAACCAGGGCUGGGGCUUAAGUUAG
Messenger RNA from Diaporthe batatas, 768 nucleotides. RefSeq lists its product as uncharacterized. Lineage: Eukaryota; Fungi; Ascomycota; Sordariomycetes; Diaporthales; Diaporthaceae. Gene Ontology annotation, molecular function: monooxygenase activity; calcium ion binding. The record is from RefSeq and is a predicted model, not a curated record. The transcript has 4 exons. The coding region runs from base 1 to 768 and encodes 255 amino acids.